Messenger RNA from Adineta ricciae, 2271 nucleotides. The record is from the annotation of a GenBank genome assembly. NCBI's taxonomy places the organism in Eukaryota, Metazoa, Rotifera, Eurotatoria, Adinetida, Adinetidae.
AUGGUUCAAAGUCCUGUAAAAAUCGGCGUUCUCGAACGAAAAGAAAGCCAAACGAAUGGAACUAUCACCCAUAAAGAAAGUAAACCAUCGCUCUCGAUAUCCGAAAACCAUGAACAUAACGUCAAAGUUUCUCCACGUGAGAAUUUCUGUUUAUAUUUAUCGUUAACAAUUGGUUCACUUGGUGCUAUCUUUGGUGAUAUCGGUACAAGUCCGUUGUAUGUUAUGCAUACAAUUUUUGCGGAAAAUCCUAGUCCAAAACGAGAACAAUGUAUUGGUGCCGUGUCAUUAAUUUUAUGGAAUUUAAUUAUUGUUGUAACAAUAAAAUAUUCCGGAUUUAUCUUAAUGGCAGAUAAUCGUGGUGAAGGUGGAGCGUUUGCUCUCUGUGGACUAUUAACUGGAGAAAAUAGUCGACUACGUGCUCGUGCUAAACAUAUUAUUAGUAUUAUCUCGAUUUUUGCUGCUUCUUUAUUGAUUGGUGACGGGGCGCUAACUCCAGCUAUCAGUGUGCUAUCGGCAGUGGAAGGCUUAGCAACAACUUCCGUCGAAUUGCGAAAAUGGGUUUUACCAAUCACAGUCUUGAUCAUUAUCGGUCUAUUCGUUGUACAAAUGUUUGGUUCAGGAAAAAUUGGAUUGAUAUUUGCGCCGAUAAUGUUUUCUUGGUUUGUUGUCCUGUGUUCUAUCGGUAUUUGGCGUAUUACAUUCGAGCCAACGAUACUUCGAGCAUUCAACCCAUGGGAAGCGGUUAGUUAUUUAAUUCGAGAAAAACGAAAAGGAUUUCUUCAGCUCGGUGGUGUUUUUUUGUCACUAACCGGUGUUGAAGCAUUAUAUGCCGAUCUAGGACAUUUUGGUCGAUGGCCAAUACGAACAAGUUGGUUAUGUGUUGUUCUACCAUCAGUAAUGUCAAACUAUCUCGGUCAAGGAGCAUUGUUAAUGCAACACCCAGAAGCAAUUUCGAAUCCAUUUUAUAAUGCUGCUCCCAAAUGGGCUCGCUGGCCAUUGAUCGUUCUUGCUACAAUAGCAACUGUUAUUGCUUCUCAAGCAAUUAUCACAGGUGUCUUCUCACUGCUAAGCCAGGCGACAGCUCUUGGUUUCUCACCACCAUUACGAGUCAUCCAUACGAGUAAGAAAGUUAUUGGACAAAUUUAUGUUCCGGCUAUCAAUUGGGUGAUUAUGCUGAUUACGAUAUCAAUCACUCUAUAUUUUCGUACUAGUGAGCACUUAGCGCAUGCCUAUGGUGUUACUGUGUGUUCUGAUAUGCUGAUCACAACAAUACUCUACAUGUGUGUGAUACGUUACGUCUGGAAACGUCAUUGGAUUCGUUCUGCUCUUUUCGGUCUAUUUCUAUUCAUUGAUGGUUUCUUUCUCUCCGCCAAUGCUGUUAAAUUCUUCGAAGGUGGAUGGGUUGCUUUAGUGAUCGCUAUAUUCUUUUUUAUCAUUGGUUUUUCAUGGUACUAUGGUCAAACGUUACUUCGUCAAUAUCUGCAUAGUUAUGCGCAAACAACUGCUCUCUUCCAGUUACCUACUCGUCUUGGCUUUCCAAAUGUAACAAGCGCAGCGAUUGUAGAAACAAGAAAUGAAGAAUUAGAACGAUCAAAAAGUUUACCAUUGGAACGCCAAUCGACUGUAACUGAUUCAGACAAUGGACGUCGAACAAUACCAAUCAUCAAUAUACUCCCACCAUCGGCCACUCUAACGAACGACGAAAGGAAUGAGAGUCGUUCGUCAUCAACUAGUCCGACACAGGAAAACUUAUUUCGAACAAGUUUAACUGGCCAUGUGACGUUUACAGUCACACCUGGCCUUGGCAUUUUUCUUACCACGUCAUCAAGACAUACACCGCACGUUUUUGAACGUGUUCUUGCACGUGUGCAUGCCCUCCCAGAAGUAUCCAUAUUUUUAAAAUUAGAAUAUGCUCGUAUUCCGGUUGUCGACAUUGGUGAACGGUUAAAAAUGCAGAAGUAUGGGUCGGAUCAACGAUAUUUUUAUCAUAUCACCGCACGUUAUGGUUAUUCGGAACAUAAAGUUCAUCUUCUCGAUAUUUUGGAAUUAUCUGCGAAGGAAUAUAGCAUUCCUGUGCCUGAAAGUCGGAAUAUCACAUUUUUCAUUCCUGCAAUUAGUAUUCGAGUCGUCCGAAAGGGGUGGCGAGUUCUUCCAAGUAAACUGAUCUUAUGCAUUUAUUCAUUCUUAAAAAAUAGUUUUCCAUUUGGUCAAAGAAAUAUUCACUUAUCCCCGGAUCAUACAGUUAGUGUUGGAAUGGUUGUACCAUUAUAA